This is a messenger RNA of Clarias gariepinus (North African catfish), 2232 nucleotides long. RefSeq names its product centrin 3 (gene cetn3). Lineage: Eukaryota; Metazoa; Chordata; Actinopteri; Siluriformes; Clariidae. Gene Ontology annotation, cellular component: microtubule organizing center. Gene Ontology annotation, molecular function: calcium ion binding; microtubule binding. The record is from RefSeq and is a predicted model, not a curated record. The coding region runs from base 181 to 690 and encodes 169 amino acids. Gene Ontology annotation, biological process: spindle pole body duplication. The transcript has 5 exons.
CCGCCACAACACAUCAAGAAGAAGAAGAAGCCGGAGCCGAAGAAGAAGACGGCGGGAUUCUAAGCGGGGGAUAAUAAGUUCUACUCGAGAGCAGGAGCUCAAACACGCUUCAACAGAAAAUACACCCGUGUCUAUGUCUUGAUUCCUUUUUUUUUUUUUUUUUUUUGAUAUUCCCUGCAAAUGGUCAAAAUGAGUGUGCCAUUAAGGGCCGAUCUGUCUGCUGAGAAUAACAAGAAAAAGAGGAGAGAACUAACUGAUGAACAGAAGGAUGAGAUUAGAGAAGCAUUUGAACUCUUUGACACCGAUAAGGAUAAAGAAAUAGACUAUCACGAACUAAAGGUGGCAAUGCGAGCCCUUGGUUUUGAUGUGAAGAAAGCUGAUGUUAUGGCGAUCUUAAAAGACUUUGGCCAAACAGGCACUGGAAAAAUAACUUAUGAAAUUUUUAAAGAAGUUGUCACUGACAGGAUAUUAGCUCGGGACCCAAAAGAAGUUGUUCUUAAGGCAUUUAAGCUAUUUGAUGAUGAUGACUCGGGAAAGAUCAGCCUGAAGAACCUGCGGCGUGUGGCCAGAGAGUUAGGAGAAGACAUGAGUGAUGAUGAGCUGAGGGCUAUGAUUGAUGAGUUUGAUACUGAUGGAGAUGGAGAGAUUAGUCAAGAGGAGUUCCUCUCUAUUAUGACUGACGACUCCUGAGCUUUUUUAGUACGGUCAAAUCUUACCAAGUAUCCUGUAGCAUAUGGACAGAAGUCAUGCCAUGGCUUUAAGUUUGAAAAAGGCGCUUAAAAAUCACUAGUGUUUACACCAUGUAAAACUUUAUUUGACUACUUGAUCACUGUUUUAAGAGAUGUUAGUGUUGUAGUACUAAGUGUUAUAGAUGUUAAAUAUUUGUGAGCAUUAGGUACUGUAACUCCCACACACUGUCAGUUAUUACCCAUCAGUUAGUUACUGAUGAACAAUAACUUGAGGAAUUAAAUCUGGUAUCAUUUAUAUAGUUUGGUACAUUUCUGUUGAAGUUAAAUAACUAUCCUGCAUGUACGUAUUUACUUGUACAACUUACAAAAGAUUAAUGUAUAUACAGCAUUACAGAGUUUAAUUGUUAAUGUUUACAUGUUUGCAUCACUUAUGUGAAAAAUUACUAAUUUGAUGAAUCAAAUUAAAUUAAAUUAGCCACAACAGCUAUGCUAAUGCAGUAGAAUCCCAUCACUAAAAACUGAUUAUAAAUACAAAUUAUAAAAGCUUGAAAAAGUAAUUUAAGUCUGUUGCUCUAAUGAUUUUUUUUAAGUAUAAAUGAUCCAGUAGGUGUAUAGUAUCCAUCCAUUUAAAUGUUUGUUUUUUUUCCUGAGAGAUCACUAUGACUGUAGACAUUUGGGAAUCCUAAGUAAUGAGGUGCCGUUUAAGUGCCAGGCUCCUGUCACAACUCUGUUUAUUGUAUUUUUUUGUUUUAUCUGUCAUAGAGUUUCAAAUCUAUUUUCUGAUUUAGUCAUUUUGUGUGCAGCUUAGUGUUUUUUGCGUUAAUUUUUCAUUUGUCACUAAACAAUCACAGAAUUCUGAAAUCUGUUGUAAAUCUGACCUUAAGUCCGAUGAACUUCAAAGACAAAAAAUGAAAAGAAAACCAUUUUCAAAAACAAGAGUGUUUAUAUACCCCAUAGUAGAGAGAAAAAAUUUUGAGCAUGUCAAAAACCAAACAGGAUUUUAGAAUGGUAGGAUAAUGUGCUUCCCUGAGACAUGGCUACACGACAUGGCAACUUGUAAUAGUAGUAAAGCUGCCUUGCUACAAUGACCAUUGUUAAAAAUAGAAUUAAAUUAAAAGGAAACAGUCAUAUGUUUGCUUCUGCUUGCCACUACAGUUAAACAGUGCGUCCAUGGGUUCCAAACUUUGCCCAUUGCAAAAUGUCUGCAGUCACAGGUCAAACCUAAUCCUAAUAUUUAUGAUUGUUAGUUUGAUCAAUUACUUUUAAGUCUGAGAAAAUACAUGGUCCUAAUUUCACAUUGAUUAAUGCUGAAAGUUAAAGCAGAAAGUCUAUAGUUCAUGCACACCCUAAUUUUUCACUGCACGAUCAGAUUACUGGCCAAUGUGCAAUACAAGGGUAAACCCACUGUAUUUACAUACAUAAAGGCUUGAUUGUAGACUUUACUGAUGAUGUGCAUAUAUCCUCCAGCAUGUUCUUGACUUACCUAGGUGUUGUGAAGGUUUAGUUUUUUUUUAAUAAAAGAAUUUUGUGGUGAUUCACUUAA